GUCAGCGCGGCGGCUGCGGCUGGCCCUGGGGGCGGGGCUGCAGGGAAAAAAGUGCUAAAACCGCUGAGGAGCUCAGUGACUGAAUACCAAAUGGAGAGAAUUAAAACUUUUCCCAUGAGUGUGUUAGGACAUAUGAAGUGAGAAUUCUACUAGAGAGGAAAUGGCUGCUUCUUCCUCGUCCUCCUCAGCUGGUGGGGUCAGUGGAAGUUCUGUCACUGGAUCUGGUUUCAGUGUCUCAGACCUUGCCCCACCACGGAAAGCCCUUUUCACCUACCCCAAAGGAGCUGGAGAGAUGUUAGAAGAUGGCUCUGAGAGAUUCCUCUGCGAAUCUGUUUUCAGCUAUCAAGUGGCAUCUACGCUUAAACAGGUGAAACAUGAUCAGCAAGUUGCUCGGAUGGAAAAACUAGCUGGUUUGGUAGAAGAGCUGGAGGCAGAUGAGUGGCGAUUUAAACCCAUCGAGCAGCUGCUGGGGUUCACACCCUCUUCCGGUUGACCUGGCCUGGAUGGUCACUCUGGUGUGCGCAGCGCCUGCAGAGCCAGCAAAGGACCUUUCUUACAGCUUACAUAGCCAUCGAGAGAUUCACAGCUCCAUUGCUGACUUGUUAAUUCACAUCCAUACUUGGUUUCUCUGUACCUAUUCACAAGCAACAAAUAUUUAAAUGUAUGAUCUUACAGGGAAACUUUUUGUUUAUUUGUUUUAAAAAAGCAUUGAGAAUUAGGUUAAAACAAUUGGCAUCACAGAACCAGGAGGUUUGGGUUUCAGAGAUUUAUAAAACGUCACAAACCAGGUAAGACACGUGCCGGAAUUGGCCCUCUGAAUGGCAUCUCUACUGACACUCAUGCACUGCACGGGAUCCUCACCAGUCAAGUCCAAGGUCAGGAUCUGGAGUUAUUAAAUCCAGCAUUUCUGACCUAAAACAGUUCUUUCUUGCAGAUGAAUAUAAUUUCAACUCAGGACCUGUGCAGAUGAGGAAUUUUUAAAUGUUCAGGGUUUUUUUCCUAUUUUUAGACAUCUAAUUCUAUAGAUUCUAACGUUUUCUAACCUGUUCUAGACAUGCCAGCAUGUCUAUAGAAUUGCUCUUUGAAUGUUGAAGCACUUGUAAAAAUAAAGCAGUGAGCAAAAUCCUUUAAACACAGAAAUCCUGAGUUCAUCUUAUUGGUGGCCUCAAGCAAUUCUUUAGCAAAUAAAUCCUUUGAAAGGGCUCCAAA
This is a messenger RNA of Hipposideros armiger (great roundleaf bat), 1209 nucleotides long. RefSeq names its product anaphase promoting complex subunit 16 (gene ANAPC16). Gene Ontology annotation, cellular component: cytosol; anaphase-promoting complex; kinetochore. The transcript has 5 exons. The record is from RefSeq and is a predicted model, not a curated record. NCBI's taxonomy places the organism in Eukaryota, Metazoa, Chordata, Mammalia, Chiroptera, Hipposideridae. Gene Ontology annotation, biological process: protein ubiquitination. The coding region runs from base 161 to 493 and encodes 110 amino acids.